Blepharisma stoltei is the source of this 204-nucleotide messenger RNA. NCBI's taxonomy places the organism in Eukaryota, Ciliophora, Heterotrichea, Heterotrichida, Blepharismidae. The record is from the annotation of a GenBank genome assembly.
AUGCUGAGAACUUGGUGGUUUUGCCUCGCUGAGAUCCUGAUUAUCACUAUUUGCAUUGCCUUCAGGGUAAAACUCCCUUGUUUGGAUUUGGUUAGGCUUUGCUGGCAAUGUUUUCCUUUGGAGCUUUUCUUUUUUAUAAAGCCUGAUGAAUUUUUGUAUAGAAUUAUAAGAGAGGAAUACAAGAAGUACUGUGAGGAGAGAUAA